UGCGCGGGAAAUAUUUGAUUCAGCGCCAUUUCGAGGCGAACUUUUUGACGUUUGCAAAAUAAAAACAAUGUUUUGAUUACGGGUAUAUAUUGUGUCUUUAUGUAAACAAAAAUGAAUAUUUUUGCUACUAGUUAAUGUUGGCUGACCUUAUAAGUAAAAGGCUAGUGUACAUUAGUUAAAAUAGAGUGAGUUCAAUUGUGUAUUUCAGUGAAAGUGCGAAUUUUAUUUUAAAAAUGAAGUCUUCGAAAUAUUUCUUUUGUGGAUUACUAUUUUUAUUGGCUGUAUCAAUAGAAAUUGUGCAGCCACUGUGUGUGCUCGAAUCGGAUUUUGGCUUCAAAAUAAACUGUGCCUUCAAAAAGUCUGGACUGUUCAGGGUACGAAAUCUUGGGGGCAUCAAAGCACACGCCAGCUUAGGUUUCAGUCUGGGGGAUGAGCUUGGAUUUGAGCAGUCAUUAACUAAUCAAGAUCCAAGUAGACGAAGAUCCGUCAGCUUUAAAAAUGGGGCACCUAAUAUCCUGGUCGAUACUUCGAGUAGACCGGCCGCUAAGCAGGAAAAACGUGCAAAGCAGAAUCGAAUAAUGAUGAGGCCAAUGGCUCCUGUGAGCAGACCAAAUCAAGCUGCUAUGGACAAGCUUUCAACAUUACAUAGACGAGUUUCCUCUACCAUGCAGCCAAUUGUGAUAGCUGGGCCAUCUGCAGAAACUCCAAUGUAUAAAGCACAACCUACUGUAACCAUGGCAAAACCGAUGCCAAUGGGUGUGCCACCAUUUAGACCUUUACCACCAAAGGAGGAAACUUUAAGAGUAGUUCCAUUAGCAGCACAAAUGAAGAAAACUUACAGCCCGCUUCAAGUACCGCCGGCCUCCGGACUCCCCUACCAGAGUGAGACGCGCUUUAUAUCACCCGAUAACAUGUCAAAAAUGGUUUCACACAUGACUGCAGUACAAUAUCAACCAAUAAGACAAACACAGAUGAAAUCACAACCCACAUUAAACCCAUUCGUUCCCAUGCCAUCACAAGCUAUAUCUAUCAUACCCGCACCAGUUCUUAAAGAAUCAUCAAAUGCUAUGCCUUUCUCAUAUAACGCUGUCUCUUUUCCUAACACCAGUCCUAUUUCUAACUUUGUAGACCCAGUUCCUCAUCAAGUACACGAUGUCGCGAAUAUGUACUCCUACAACACGAAGAAAGUCGACGACUACAAUAGCAUAAGUGGUUACAGCGAUGAUAUAACCCUUAAAUUUAACAAAGACGAUAUAAAUUCGAAAAUAGCUGAAAUAGCCAAAGCCGGUAAUAUAUCAAUGGAGGCAGUAGAAGCAGCCAUAGCGUUGAGGCAACAGCAACUUUUGAGCAAAUACGCAAACAUUCCGGUGCCAACCACAACAACGAGCACAACAACAACAACAACAGAAGCCGUGGUCUUCCAACUGGAACCUGAACCAGAAAUUAUAGUGGCUCCAGUACCGAACAAACCAAAGAGAAACCCAACAUCAGGUAAAGUGAUGAACGCCCCGCGCGAGUACUAUCCCGUCGGCUAUGAAAAGAACUUCGACGAUCAUUUCCAAUCUAAAGUCGAUCUUCCAGAUACGAACUUCCAUUGCGGAGACCAGAAAUAUUUCCCUGGACUCUACGGAGAUGAAAACCUUGGUUGUAUGGUAUUCCACGUCUGUGCCCUAACAGACGAUGGUCUUGUCAUGAAAUCAUUCCUCUGUCCUGAAUCUACUCUCUUCGAUCAAACUAUUCUCAAGUGUAACUGGUGGUUCUACGUGGACUGCAAGAACACCAUGAAAUUGUACGACACCAACAUUCCUGUGUCGAAGAGCUAUCAGCUGAUGAAGGCUUUAACUUUCUUCUCCUCUUAUAAGAAAGAAAUGGAAGAUGGCCAACCAAUGAAUCCAGAAGAUGUUGAAGGUAUUAAAAGUGCUAUAACAAUACUGGAAAAUCAAGAUUCCAAACCAGAAGGAAGCGAGAAUGUUGAAAUCAUAACGCCAUCUCCCAAUACACUACCUAUUAUAGACGAAAGGCAUUCACACAAUAAAAAUAAUGUAACGUCGCCAGUUUACAGGGGAACUAGAGAUUACACAAAUUCCACUGAAAAAAGGAAUUCGAAACGCAACCCUGUACAAUCUCAAGACAAUGGAGACGAAUACAAACUUAUCACCCUCAAUGCCAAUAUAAAUUUCAAUAACACUAAUAACUCUGAAAAUAAGUCUUCGGAAAAUUCAUCUGAGAGAAAAAGACGAAGAAUGGUAUCGAGGAACAGUUACACGCCUACAACUAAGUCAACAACUACUCCUGUUACUACUUCCUCCCCUACUACCUCUACUACAACAAAAACUACUACACAAGCACCCGUUGAAGCGACGACGCCAUCUAUAGAAAUAAUAAAACAAGAAAUGCGGCCCAUAGAAAAUAUAACACCUAUAAAUGAGAAGCAAGAAAAACUAACAGAUAAAAUUGAAAAUUUAGAAGAAAUAGAUUAUACUAUUUUAAGAGAGGCCGAACAUUCUCCACCAGUACGAAGAUUUUAUAGAUCAAGUCAAGAAAGAGAUGACAGCAUAAAUAAAAAAGAGAUAGAGAUAGUUAAUAACAAAAAAGUACAGAUCAUAAGACCGACUUCAUCAGCUCACCUCGUCGGGGAGUAUCCUACACAAACAGCGACCAUUGCUAAGUUAGAUGAAGCAGUAUUAGGUAGGAAAAUUAGUGGAAGGUUCAAGAAAGAAGCUAUAACAAUAGUCGUACCAACGAACUAUGACAUCUAUCGAAGUCCGACGAGAGAUCGAACAUAGCCCAAAACGAAUUUUAGUCAAUAACAUACGGCCUUACUUAUUAACAUUGUUUUACGGACGAUUAGUUAAGCAAUGCUGUCUUCUUCUUUCGAAUGUCAAAUCAAUGAUGACAGAAAGAGAUAAAUCAUCGUUUAAAUAAACAGCCGAUAAGCAACGUGUACAAGUAAGGCCGUCAAUAUUUAGUGUCAUAUAGAUACAUUGUUAAUUUAUUUAUUUUCUCGUCAGAUACGUAAGCGUCGACGAUUGUACUGUGAAUUACGUAUUUGCUCAAUUUUCACGAUAGUCUAGAUGAAUCAGUCAAGUGAUAUUACGGUGUAUGUUUUAGUUGUUUAGAAUAAAAACUGUUUCCUUA
Molecule: messenger RNA, 3138 nt
Organism: Nymphalis io (European peacock)
Lineage: Eukaryota; Metazoa; Arthropoda; Insecta; Lepidoptera; Nymphalidae
Gene: mtg
Exons: 7
Coding region: 234-2786 (850 amino acids)
Cellular component (GO): extracellular region
Molecular function (GO): chitin binding
Source: RefSeq, a predicted model, not a curated record